CACAAGUCAGCAGACGACAUUAGAAAAUAGUUCAAAAAUUUUGUGAACGAAUUUUUAGAAUAGCACGAGAUCAUUUGUCAUUACAUUCCGCCAUUUCCGUUCGAUUCCAUUAAGAUCAAAUUUAUCUACUCAGGAAGGUCACAGUCACCAGUAUAAUUAGGUAAUUUUUCAAUUAUGACUGAAAAUUGUGAAAGCGAAAAACCUUUGAAAAUAGCAAAGCUCGACGACACUAACGAUGAGGUUGUGUCAAAAAUUUCGCCCUCAUUCAAAACGUUUGAGGGAUUUCAAGUUAAGCGUAUUUUAAAAGAGAGUCCUGAGUCGAGAUCAAUAGUGGUUGAAGGUUCCUUUAGUGGGGAGGAUUCAGCUGCCUCUGUAAGCAGUAUAGUGAUUUUAGAAAAAACACACUUUACUGAAAAAGAAGUUUAUGGUAUCUUAACAAAGAGUACUGCAUUACAGUGUCUGUUUAACAAUGAUGUGUAUUACAAUUUUUUGUGCCACCCUCCAAUUCAACUAAAUGAGGUUAAGGCUACACUGAUUCACCCUGCAUCAGAGAAGCAUAUUGAAAAGUUUAGCACCAGAAAAAGUUUCCUAAUUGAAGAAACAGCAUUGAUAUAUCAAUCUGUUACACUUCUGCACAUUAGAGAAUCUAAGUUUGACCUUCAGUGGGUGUACAAUAUUCUGGAACACAAGAAAGAAGCUGAUAGAAUUGUGUAUGAAGAUUUGGAUCCUGAUUGUGGCUUCAUUUUGUUGCCUGAUCUGAAGUGGGAUUGCCGGUCAACUUCUAAUCUUUACUUAACUGGCAUUGUUUGCAAAAGGGACAUCAAGUCUAUUCGUGACCUAACUUCUGAGCACCUGCCUCUACUGAAGAAUAUUUUUGACAAAGGAUCAGCUGCCAUCACCAAAAAAUACGGUUUGGAUAAAUCAGAGCAACGCAUCUACCUCCAUUAUCAACCAUCGUAUUAUCAUUUACAUAUUCAUUUUACAUCGCUCCAAUUCACCCCGCCAGGGUGCAAUGUUGAGAGAGCUCAUCUGCUUUCAAACGUAAUACGAAACAUUGAAUUAAAAAGUUCCUACUAUCAGGAGGCUUCGCUGGAUUUUCUCGCCUUUGAAGGAGAUCCGCUACUGAAAAAGUAUCAUCAAUAUAUCGGCCUCAGUAGAGAUGGAGAUUAUUAGUACUCUGUGCGAAGUACACCCACAACUUCGAAUUGCAAACUUGUACAUACGAUUAUCCUCUACUAACAAGAUCUUGAACGCAGCAUCAGUAUUGGAUAAUUCAGUGUGUUUUGAGGCAAUCGAAGAAGAAACUGCUCGGAUAGUUUUGAAGUUCCCUGUUUCAGUCAAGCUGCUUGAUAAUUACAAAAUCCAGCCUGUAAUCGAUAAAGAUUAUAUCCACCUUCGCAUGCCAAUUGGAGUACCGGAAGGAAUGAAAAGCGGAUCAGAAAGUGUCGAAGUAUUGGACUUGGUUGCCUUGUCGACCAAUGCGUAUAAAAGCCAAGGGAAAAUGUUUCAUCCGAUUAUAGGAAAAGAUUACCGCAUCCAGUGUGCUGAGUGUCAAUCUGUUCUCAUCAAUCGUUCUAAUUUCAAGCGUGUGUUGCCUUUGCCUCGCUCAUCGUGGAGUGAAGCCGCUUCCGACUGGUAUUGCCAUCGACAUGAUGGGGACGCGGACCAUCAACUGGUACCUCGUUCAACCGAUUGCCUGUUUGGAAGUUGUUACCAUGCUCUCACGACGAGUUUGCUCAUUGAAGGGAGCCUGGAAACUGCAGGCAGAGAAUUAUUA
Messenger RNA from Daphnia pulicaria, 1777 nucleotides. RefSeq names its product m7GpppX diphosphatase-like (gene Dcps). Gene Ontology annotation, cellular component: nucleus; P-body. Gene Ontology annotation, molecular function: hydrolase activity; RNA 7-methylguanosine cap binding. The coding region runs from base 175 to 1173 and encodes 332 amino acids. Gene Ontology annotation, biological process: deadenylation-dependent decapping of nuclear-transcribed mRNA. Lineage: Eukaryota; Metazoa; Arthropoda; Branchiopoda; Diplostraca; Daphniidae. The record is from RefSeq and is a predicted model, not a curated record. The transcript is spliced from 4 exons.